Penicillium canescens is the source of this 348-nucleotide messenger RNA. Its product is annotated as DUF3140 domain-containing protein. NCBI's taxonomy places the organism in Eukaryota, Fungi, Ascomycota, Eurotiomycetes, Eurotiales, Aspergillaceae. The coding region runs from base 1 to 348 and encodes 115 amino acids. The transcript has 3 exons. The record is from RefSeq and is a predicted model, not a curated record.
AUGGUGAAGGACAGAGAAACCGUCAUUAACGAGUUCAACGAUCUCGUCAACAUGACCGCGGAUGAGCUUCAAGACUGGCUUCAAGGGGAGCCAUCACAGUCAGCAGGCUGGACAGGCGGCUUUGGUGAGACUGUUGGUCAUGAGAGCGGUCGGCGGAUCGUGGAGAUUCUCGAGCAUAAUCCCACGAAGGAGCCGUCUGGGUACCGAAAUCAGGAUAUCGACCACAUGCGUCGCGUAGUGUCCUACUGCAACCGCCAUCUAGCGCAGGAGGAGCGAGCAAAGCAGGACACGGAGAGCAGGAGUUACCGAUCACUUAAAAAUUGGGGCCACGAUGCGCUGAAAGAGUGA